UUGGGUUCUCAUUGCGACAUUAACACAAACACUUAAAUAACAAAACUCCCCACUUUCUUCUUCUUUCUUCGAAUCAAAAACAAAAUACAUAUUCAAGAAUGUCAUCAAUAUAUGUAUCUGAGCCACCCACAAAGGGAAAGGUUAUACUGAACACCAACUACGGUCCCAUCGACAUCGAAUUGUGGCCAAAAGAAGCCCCGAAAGCCGUCAGAAACUUCGUUCAGCUGUGUGUAGACGGCUACUACGAUGGCACCAUCUUUCAUCGCAUUAUUAAGUCAUUUAUGGUUCAAGGUGGUGAUCCUACUGGCACUGGCACAGGUGGUGAAAGUAUAUAUGGAGGGACAUUUGGUGAUGAGUUCCAUUCACGUUUAAGAUUCAAUCAUCGGGGUAUAGUUGCGUGUGCAAAUGCUAAUGCACCAAAUACAAACGGAAGUCAAUUCUUUAUAACUCUAGAUCGUUGUGAUUGGCUUGACAGAAAACAUACUAUUUUUGGCAAGGUCACAGGAGAUUCAUUAUAUAAUUUGUUAAAUUUGGGUGAGAUUGAAACGGAUAAGGAUGACCGACCAUUGGAAUCUCCUCCAAAAAUUCUUUCUAUCGAGAUUUUAUGGAACCCAUUUGAUGAUGUUGUUCCAAGAGUUGCACCUGCUAAAUCUUUGCCAUCAACUACCACGGAAGCUGGCAACAAAGAUACAAAAAAGAAGGCUACAAAAAAGUUGAACUUGCUAUCGUUUGGAGAAGAAGCACAAGAAGAGGAGAAACUUCUUGCCACUGUGAAGACUAAAAUAAAAAGUAGUCAUGAUGUGCUGAAUGAUCCUCGUCUCCUGAAAGAAGAAAACGCAAAAGAUAAAACAAAUCCAGAGGAAGAUAAAACAAGAAAAGAUUUGCAAAUGCGUGUUAGAGAAGCUUUAAACUCCAAGAAGGAAGAGUUACCCAAGGAAUCAGAUGCUGAUUCUGCUGGUGACAGUGAUGAUGACGAGGCAAACUUUGAUGCACGAAUGCGUCGACAGAUACUUAAAAAGAAGGAGCUGGGCGAUAUGCCAUCCAAGCAAAAAGUGCAUAAAGAGAGUUCAAUACCCAGGACUCGUGAAAAGUCGCCACCAAGGUCGAAAGCCGAAAGCCCUGAUCGACCCAAAGUGGAUAAGUUGGUUUUGAAGAAAAAAGGAAUUGGAUCAGAAGUGAGAGCCGAGCGAAUGGCUAAUGCAGAUGUAGACUUGCAGCUUUUAAAUGAACAUGAAAGAGAAAGACAGUUACAGAAGCAAAGGAAACGCAGACGUCAAGGAAAGGAAGAAGAUGUGCUAGCCAGACUAGAAAAGUUCAAGGCAUCCAUGUUCACCUGCCCUGCAUCAUCCAAUGGUGAAGGCUUAUCCGACUGGACUACUGCCAAGUUGAAGUUCGCACCUGACAAGGAUAGCAUGUCACGUAGGAAUGACCCAAAUGACUAUGUGGUGGUCGACCCUCUUUUGGAGAAAGGGAAAGAAAAGUUCAAUAAGAUGCAAGCUAAGCAGAAGAAACGAGAACGAGAAUGGGCCGGAAAAUCUCUUACCUGAUCCCAUCUUACUCAUCAACCUGUUGUCUUCUGAUCAGUUCUAAUUUUGGCAGUUCAACCUGGCUUUGUGAUAGUAGAAUUAUAGUGAAAGUUUUGUCAGGCCAAGGAAUGUUGCUUCUUACGGGUCAAUAGUUGUAUUUGUAUAUCCUUCCUUUAGAGAUCUAGUACCCUUUUUAGGGUUUGGAGUCCCUUGUUUGUGGCCCUGAUACUAAGGUGGGCAAAAAUCAUUCCAGAUUAUCAAUAUCUAAGAACUAAUACAGCAUAGACUGGACACAACUUUACUAGAUAUACAUGGUCUGGUGCUUUGUUUUA
Molecule: messenger RNA, 1858 nt
Organism: Erigeron canadensis
Lineage: Eukaryota; Viridiplantae; Streptophyta; Magnoliopsida; Asterales; Asteraceae
Product: peptidyl-prolyl cis-trans isomerase CYP57
Exons: 10
Coding region: 99-1547 (482 amino acids)
Biological process (GO): protein peptidyl-prolyl isomerization; protein folding
Cellular component (GO): catalytic step 2 spliceosome
Molecular function (GO): peptidyl-prolyl cis-trans isomerase activity
Source: RefSeq, a predicted model, not a curated record